Alligator mississippiensis (American alligator) is the source of this 7771-nucleotide messenger RNA. It is a transcript of the gene SAMD4A, whose product is annotated as sterile alpha motif domain containing 4A. Gene Ontology annotation, molecular function: mRNA binding; protein binding; translation repressor activity. The record is from RefSeq and is a predicted model, not a curated record. Bases 691 to 2808 code for a protein of 705 amino acids. The transcript is spliced from 13 exons. Gene Ontology annotation, biological process: negative regulation of translation; nuclear-transcribed mRNA poly(A) tail shortening; regulation of mRNA stability. Gene Ontology annotation, cellular component: P-body. NCBI's taxonomy places the organism in Eukaryota, Metazoa, Chordata, Crocodylia, Alligatoridae.
CGCCCAGCCCCGCAACGCCGCCGCCGCCGGAGCCGGAGCCGGAGCCAUGGCUCAGCCCGGGCCCCGCGCCCCAGCACGGCCCCCCCGCCGCCAGCUGUGAAGGGCCGCGCCGGGAGGCAUGCGGGCGCGCAGGCUCCGGACCGCCGCCCGCCCCAGCGCAGCGCCCGCCUGACACCGCCGGACACCGCCCGCCCGCCCGCCCGGCCCUGCACCGCCCUGCGGAGAAGACCUCCCUCCUUCCCUCCCCGCCGACCUGUAGCCCCUUCCCUUCACCGCCUUGCAAGGAAGAUCUCCACCCCGCCGCUUCCCCGCCCGGCCAGAGGAGCUCUAGCCCCUUUCCCUUCCUUUCCUUUCCCUUCCCUUCCCUUCUCUGCCCGGCGGAGAAGACCUCUAACCUCCCCCCUUGGCCGCUCCUGCGAGCAGGAGACCUAGCCCCUUCCCCGCUACCUCCCUUUCCCCACCUUGCCCAGAAGACAUCUGACCUCCCCUUUCCCCACUGGUCGCCUGGCGAGGAAGACCCUUGCGAACCCCCCUUCCCUUGCAAACCCCGCUUUUGCCUUGUCGAGAAGACCCCCUUUCCCCGCAGCGGGGGGAAUCGCACCCUGUUUUUCUUUUGUAUUUAUUUGCUUUUUCCUUUCGGCUCCCUUCCUCCCUUGUCCCCCCGCACCCCUGCCCUGCCGCCCCCUAACCAUGAUGUUUCGGGAUCAGGUCGGGGUGCUGGCGGGCUGGUUCAAAGGCUGGAACGAAUGCGAGCAGACUGUUGCUUUGCUCUCCCUCCUGAAGCGGGUGAGCCAAACCCAAGCCCGCUUCCUCCAGCUCUGCCUGGAGCACUCCCUGGCCGACUGCACCGAGCUGCACAUUCUUGAAGGGGAAGCCAACAAUCCUGGAAUCAUUAACCAGUGGCAGCAGGAAUCCAAGGAUAAAGUGAUUUCCCUAUUGUUAACCCACCUGCCUUUACUGAAACCGGGAAACAUCGAAGCAAAAGUAGAAUACAUGAAACUGUUGCCUAAAAUCCUGGCUCACUCCAUCGAACACAACCAACACAUAGAAGAGAGCCGGCAGUUGUUGUCCUACGCUUUGAUUCACCCAGCCACGUCCUUGGAAGACCGGGGGGCUCUCGCCAUGUGGCUGAACCACUUGGAGGAUCGCACGUCGGGUAGCUUCGGCAGCCAACACAGAGGCCGGUCUGAUUCGGUGGAUUAUGGACAGACGCACUACUAUCACCAAAGACAGAACUCGGACGAUAAGCUCAACGGGUGGCAAAACUCACGUGAUUCUGGGAUCAGUGUUAGCGCUUCCAGCUGGCAGGACAAGAGUCUAGGCUGUGAGAAUGGCCACUUGCCCCUGUACUCUUCUUCUUCUGUCCCCACGACCAUCAAUACCAUCGGCACUAGCACAAGCACAAUUCUCUCAGGCCAGACACACCACAGCCCUUUGAAACGAUCUGUGUCCCUUACCCCACCCAUGAAUGUGCCAAACCAGCCUCUAGGACAUGGAUGGAUGUCUCAUGAGGACUUACGAGCUAGAGGACCCCAGUGCGUCCCAUCCGAUCAUGCCCCCCUGUCUCCACAAAGCAGUGUAGCCUCUUCGGGAAGUGGUGGGAGUGAACACUUAGAAGAUCAGCCUUCUGCUCGUAACACAUUCCAGGAAGAAGGGAGUGGUAUGAAAGAUGUUCCUGCCUGGUUGAAGAGCCUCCGCUUACACAAGUAUGCAGCUCUCUUCUCUCAGAUGACCUACGAAGAAAUGAUGGCCCUUACCGAGUGCCAGCUCGAGGCGCAAAACGUUACCAAAGGUGCAAGGCACAAAAUAGUCAUCAGCAUCCAGAAGCUGAAAGAGAGACAAAACCUUCUCAAGUCACUAGAAAGGGACAUCCUGGAAGGCGGCAACCUGCGGGUCCCACUUCAGGAGCUGCACCAAAUGAUCCUCACCCCCAUCAAAGCGUACUGCUCCCCCAGCGCCAGCCCCGACGAGCACAGCCGGGACCCGGACCCUCACCACCCGCCUUCCCUGAUCGGCUCCGACGGCCAGGUCUCCGACGGCAAGGACUCGGCCUCGGGGGGCAUGCAGCAGCACCACUUGCCCGGCUGUGAGGGUGAGUCGGGAGGGGCCCCUUUGCCCGAAGGAGACCUCCCCGGGCAGUUCACCAGAGUGAUGGGCAAAGUGUGCACGCAGCUUUUGGUUUCCAGACCCGACGAGGAGAAUAUAAGUUCCUAUUUACAGCUCAUAGACAAAUGUCUAAUUCAUGAGGCUUUCACAGAGACGCAGAAGAAAAGAUUGUUGUCAUGGAAACAGCAGGUGCAGAAACUGUUUCGGUCUUUCCCUCGGAAAUCCCUCCUAGACAUAUCAGGAUAUCGGCAGCAGCGAACCCGCGGCUUUGGCCAGUCGAACUCCUUACCCACAGCCGGAUCUGUCGGUGCAGGCCUGGGCAGGCGAAACCCGCGACAGUUCCAGAUCCCGUCCCGCAACCUCCCCACCACCCGCCUGGGGCUGCUCGGCCCCACGGGGCUCCUCGGCGCUGCCCAGCGCAGCGCCGCCACCAACCCCACGCUCCUCAAGCAAGGGAGACAGAACCUGUGGUUUGCAAACCCUGGGGGGAGCAACAGCAUGCCCAGCCGGACCCAUAGCUCAGUGCAAAGGACCCGCUCCCUGCCUGUCCACACCUCCCCGCAGACCAUGCUGAUGUUUCAGCAGCCAGAGUUCCAGGUGCCAGUGACAGAACCUGACAUCAACAACAGGCUGGAGUCCUUGUGCCUGAGUAUGACCGAGCAUGCCCUAGGUGAUGGCGUCGACAGAACCUCUACCAUAUAGAAGACGAAGGCGUGACGGUAACAGCGCUGGCUGCGAGAACGACUGCUGCGGGUCCAGUAGCAAGAGUCUCCAGACUUGCACAGGAUCCUCAACGACCUUUCGCAUCUUUUUCUCUCUCCCUCUCUCUCUGUCUCCCUCUCCCGGUUUAAUUUUGUGGAUGUGUAGAUUGUCUUUGUGAACAUGUUGUUAGAAUUGGAAUUUGGUUUUGUCAUUUAUUACAUCCAUGCUAGAAGAAGGGGAAAAACAGAAAAAAAGAAAAAGGAAAAACCCACGUAAGGAAAAUCUAAGCGGCAAGCUGAGGUGCUGGGAAGGGAGGUAUUCGUCUCCGGUCCGGAGGACGGGAGAGCACCAGAAGCAAACCCUGUUUCUGAACGAGGAAACGUUUAACAACUAUCACACAGGUGUGACCAAAAAAAUCAAUCCCCCAGUGUAAACCAAAACUGUUCCUAGUUCCCAUCUCCUCUAUUUCACUGGCGCUCAGACAUCAACGCGAGCUGCAGUGGGAUCGAAAAAGUGCUGGGGGGGAAGAAAGAGAGAAAAACCAAAACUAAGCUUCCUUUCAGCAAAUCAAACUAAAUGUCAAUUUGUGCACUGUUUACAUAAAGGCAGAUCAAGGGUACAUAAGUGUGCAACGACGUCAGGCCAGCCUUUUGUCUCACGUUCCUGUUGUACAAGGAUGUGUCAUUUUAACUUUUGUUACUUAGCAGCAGGUUUGCAUUUUAACUCGCAGCAGAGUUUUGCUUCUAGGGAGUGCGGGCGGCCUGGGGCAGGCCUCGAGUUUUACUGCUGGGUGGGAGCUUAACCCCGGCGAAGAGAAGGGGGGAUGUUGUCGAGUGGGCAGGGCCAUGUGCGAUUAGGCGAGGAGAAGGGGUUGGAGCAGUUUCCAUGUCUUUUCUUUUCUAGUGCUGCCUCGUGGGUUUUACCGAUCUGCCUCCCUGCCCCGGGCUGACCCACCGAAUCAUGUCGAGAACCGACUACCGCGUAUCAGCGAAAUUGCAUCUGAUAGGGGACUGUGCCUUUUCUGGCAGGCGGUAUAGCAGGAGGGGGCCAGGCGCGAAAACCCCGGCAGCAAAAUCUAAGCAGUGCUGAACUGCAGCUUGCUGUAUAAAUAGGGAGCGUGUUAAUGCUGGAGCACUCCCUUUUUCUCCGUCUCGACAAACAGUGGGCAAGCAGGAGGUCACGGGAUAAAAAGCAGACUGGACUGGACGUUGCAUGUAAGUGAAGGGAGGUUGACACGGGGUGGGGUUGAGUUUGAGACGGCAGGGGGCAUGUGCAGUAUUACGCUGCUGUCAUCCCAGACCUGCAGCUGCGUCAGGUUUGCUUUGAAUAACCAAAAGUUGGGCCUUGGUUCCUUAGAUAGGUGGAUUGGGUGCAACGUUGCUCAAGCCAGGGUUUCAGCUGAGAUCCGGGGCCGCAGUUGGGUUUUGCCCACGCCAGCGAGUAUCCACAGCGCUGCCCUUGAAUGCAGGGGGGUUACUCCAGUGUCCGUGAGAGCAUGUUACACACGGUUAUUUUGAAGCCCCUUGACUUCCUGAGACACAGAGGGGCCUGAACCUGAUUUUCCUUACACCAGGUUCAUCCCACUGUAUCUCCGCUGGCUUCAGUGGACAUCUCUGGGUCUUACAUGACUGUAAGUGAGAACGUGAUGUGGCUCACAUACCAGUUCUUUAUCAUAUAAAGAAGAGUGGUGUAAGUGCGUACCGUGGCUAGGGGAGUGUAUUAGCAAUACUUCCAACAUUAGGUCUGUCUGUUCACGUUGCUCCGGGUUGGAUGUUCUCUGCAGGUAGCUACAGGAUCGGUCAGAGAAGCAAGUUUUUUCUUAGUGCCAAUACAUGUGACUAGUUUAAAAGGUGGGGGUGGGGGAGGAUAAGGGCUUAACUCUAACUAUGAAAGAGAUGUUCUCUUGUCUCUACCGUAGGAUUAGUCAAUCCAGUCUAGAGGCAGCAUUUUUAAGUAGUUUUAUAAAAGCUAAAAGUGCCAAAAUGCAAUUUUUCAUGUUGAUCUACGUAAAGUUGACAUUUGGUUUUCCGGGGUCCAGAAGGUGUAGUGUGACGUAGAGGAGGGUAAAGCCAGGAUGAUGAUACCCAGGGACUUGGGAACGUGUGAUGAGGAGCUGGAGACAAAGUGAAUGAAAAGGAUGAUGAACUGCAUGCAGUGUUAUACAUUAUAGCGGAAGAGAAAGGUUUCCAAUCGGAGUUGUACCUUGAGCACUCGUAGCUAUACAAAACGCAGCUUCCGAAAGCAAGUUGUGAACACAAUCACUUUAGCCUGAAUCUUUUGAAAGGAAGACUCAAAAAGUAUUUACAAAUCUGAAAUUCUAUUUAUUCCUUUGCUGAGUCUAGAAACAGAGGUUAUCUGAUUAUUAGAUAUAUUAUUUUGGAUAUAUUACUUAUUAACUUGCUAUGGCUGGUAACCAUGAUAAUGUCUGUUAUUAACAACCACAUAAUUCUUUUUUUUUUUUAAGCUUAUUUUCCAUUGACAGUGUAUAGGUUAAAGAACUACUUAGUUGUGUUUUGCUGUUUCUUGUUUUAAUUAAAAAAAAAAAAAAAGUGGCUUCAGUUAAAUUUUGGAAGUCCUUCCCAGCUCUGUUUUGCAGCCUGUAUUGAGUGCAGGUUUAGAGCUUAAUUAAAAAAAAAAAACCAAAAAAAACCAAACAAAUCCUAAAGUAUAAUAAAUUUAUUUAUAAAAAAAAAAACAGUUGCAUGAAUAAGGCUGUGAAGUCAAAUAUUUAGUAAUAAAGCGGCAGUGCCUUUCUUUUUUGUAUUUACCCAUUUACCCCAAAUGCAACUGUUUUAUAAUAAGCAAGUAUCGAAUGACUUCAGAUCUCAGAGCAACAACUAUUUCACUACAUAGAAAUGUUCUUCUUGUUCUAACUAAAGCAGUGUGUACUUGGCAUCUCUGCAAGCUCUUCCAGAGACAGUAGUUUGCUACACUAUUAUCAAUGUAUGACGUUUUAUUGGUGCUUUUAUCCUGAGCGGUUUCUUACGGUUAUUAACGGUAGGGGCAGACACACACACGCGCGCACGCAUGCACACGCAACAGGCUGAGACGUACAAGGAAUGAAACGCUGCUGCCGAUGGUUUUUCACUGCUUUGGGUUUCACUUCUGAAUGACGGCCGACAGGAAAAACACGAACGCCGCUCGUCUGCUCGGCGAAGUUGUCUGCACGGAAGAGCGAACCAAGUCCGUAUGUUCAAGUGUCCUUGGCAGUGCCCGCGCUGCAGGAAUGAACCUCCUUUGACCGCACAGGUGGGGCUCAGCCGGGCCACCCCCGGGCUCGUCCUGCUGGGGUUUAACUGGGCCAACCCCGGGCUCGUCUUGCUGGGACGAGCCCAAAGCCCUUCACAACACACCUGGCAGAGACCCUCGUGCACCAAAGUGCUUCAGCCCCGCCGAGCCUGGCGGAAACCCAGGCUUUAAGCACGUGUUUCAGGUCCGUUGACUCAGGGGCGGGCAAUUAUUUUGGGGGGAGGGCUGCAUCCCGAGUUUUGGCAAGCCAUUGAGGGCCACAUGACAGGCAGCCAGGGGCAAAUAAAUAUUAAUUCUCUAAAUUUUUUAGGAUCCCCGCGGGCCGGAUAGAAUGGGCUGGCGGGCCGCAUCCGGCCCGCGGGCCGCAUUUUGCCCACCCCUGCUGAUUGACUCCAACAGGACCCAAGCAGGUGCUUAAAGUUCAACACGUCUUUGCUGAACCGGGGCCGGGAUGCAGUGUUUGGUUGCAAGGGGGGGCGAACCGGGUCGAGGCGGACGAGCGCCGCUAGCUGGGACGCUGGGAACCACCCUGUUGUCAAACGCGGCUCAUUUCUGCAGCUCGGAUGCAGCCUUCUGCUCAUCCCAAAUUAGGGCUACAGCUGCACUUUCCCUCCCACCUUCCCGGGAAAGGGAUGAGCGCUCCCGACGCUGAGGAAAACCCGCUUUUCUUUUGAGGCGUCGUGAGCUCGCCCUUCUGGGAAUCACGCUCACGGUCGAAGUGAGCGGAGCCCUCUUCGCAGGUCCUUGCGCUGGGCACCCCCUCUCUUUUUUUUCUUUUUCCCCCUCGAAACAUAGAAGUUGGGGGCUUUCUCCCCAGACAGCUGCAGCCCGAAGGCAGAAACAAUACUGUGAUCUAGGAGCCACCCAACGGCGGGUGCGCGGCCCUCGGUCCGCACGGGGGGAGAGCCAAGGAGUGGGAGCCAGAGCUCGAUGCUUAGUCAGCACUUCAAAAAAAAAGAAGAAAAAGAUGCCCGUCGUCACGUUUCUCUCUCCCGGGGUGCAGAGACAUGACCCAUGUUAGGCUUUCUGAAUGUGCCUGAUGAAAAGUAGAUCCUGCAGAAGUAUAAUUUGCACACAGCUAUGAAAACACUAAAGUUGAUUUUAUACAAGUCAUCAGAGUUUGCAAAGUGAGUUUUAUUUUUUGUAUUCCUUUAUCUUUACUUAAAGGUGAAUGUGUAUUCCUCUGGGAGGAAUAGGAAGAAAACAGGAAUGUUAAUAAUGUUAAACAGAAUACUUCCUCCCUUAAUAAUAUAUAACCCCGAUGUAUUUAUGCAUAUUGUAAGCUUACUUUCAAAAGCUUUGAACUUUCCUUUGUUGCAUGCCAUCAAAGGCAGCCCCUUAUUGUACAUGCAUGCGUUUAGUCCCGGGUUUUUUGUUUUGUUUUUUCUGUACAAACUUAGUGCACAAAGAAAUAUUUUUGCCUAGUCAAUGUUGCCAAGCAAUGCAUAUUUUUUAAAUUUGUCAUAUAUGGAAAUAGCAUGUUUGUUACAUGUAAAAGCUUCCUGAUAUAAAGAAAUACUAAUGUUUGGAGAUGCUGUUCUUUGCAAGUGUACAGUUUUCAAAUGUUGUUACCAGUGAGACACCCUUGUGAUUUAAACUUGCUACAAUGUAUUUAUUACUCAUUUCCUCCCAUUUAACUAGGAGUCAUGGCUAUAUUUCAUAUCAACGUUCUAUUGAAAGUGAAGGGAGAUGAUUAAUACAAGGUUUUGUAACA